Vicia villosa (hairy vetch) is the source of this 1767-nucleotide messenger RNA. Its product is annotated as probable glucan endo-1,3-beta-glucosidase A6. The transcript has 3 exons. The record is from RefSeq and is a predicted model, not a curated record. Lineage: Eukaryota; Viridiplantae; Streptophyta; Magnoliopsida; Fabales; Fabaceae. The coding region runs from base 215 to 1609 and encodes 464 amino acids. Gene Ontology annotation, molecular function: hydrolase activity, hydrolyzing O-glycosyl compounds. Gene Ontology annotation, biological process: carbohydrate metabolic process. Gene Ontology annotation, cellular component: plasma membrane.
UAAUAUUAUUUCCAACAACCAUUCAAUAAGAAAACAACUUGAAAUCAAAUAUAAAAUGUUUUAUAUUUCCAAUUGCAAUAGAUGAUCAAGAGUUGAAGACUAAUCUUCUCACAUGUCAACCAUGUUAUCAUGAUCUAAAUCUCUAAUUUUGCCUUCAAUUUAAUCUCAUACACAUCUCAAAAUGACUUGAGCAGCUCCAAGAAACACAGUAUCAAUGAAAGCAAUGGUUAUGGCUCUGAUUUCUCUAUUUAUCUUCUCCUUAUUCUUCACUUCAAGUGGAGAAAUUUCAGAGCAACCUGGAGUAAACUAUGGACAACUAGGUAACAACCUUCCAACACCAACAGCCUCUGUGUCUCUCAUCAAAAACCUCAAAGCCAAACGGGUCAAAAUCUAUGACACAAAUCCAGAAAUCCUUAAAGCCCUCGAAAACACAGGACUCCAACUCCAAGUAUCAAUCAUGCUGCCAAAUCAACUCAUUACCAACAUAUCCUUAAACCAAACAUUCUCAAACCAAUGGAUCCAAUCAAACCUCGUACCAUUUUAUCCAAAAACGCUCAUUCGUUAUCUUCUCGUCGGUAAUGAACUCAUUUCCUCAACAACAAACCAAACAUGGCCUCACAUUGUACCUGCGAUGCGUCGAAUCAAACAUUCCUUAACUAUCUAUGGUUUGCAUAAAAUCAAAGUUGGAACCACUUCAGCAAUGGAUGUAUUACAAACUUCAUUUCCACCUUCAAAUGGAACAUUUAGAAAUGACAUUGCCUUUAGUGUUAUUAAACCCAUGUUGGAGUUCUUACAUGUUACCAACUCUUAUUUCUUCUUGGAUGUUUAUCCGUUUUUUGCUUGGACUUCAGAUCCUAUUAAUAUUAACUUGAAUUAUGCUCUUUUUGAAUCCAAUAACAUCACGGUUACGGAUUCAAAUACGGGUUUGGUUUAUACUAAUUUAUUUGAUCAAAUGGUGGAUGCGGUUUAUUUUGCAAUGGAGGGACUAGGGUUUCCGGGUAUUCGGAUCUUUAUUGCUGAAACGGGUUGGCCUAAUGGUGGCAACUUGGACCAACUCGGUGCGAAUAUUCACAAUGCUGCAACAUAUAACAGAAACUUUGUAAAGAAAGUUACAAAAAAACCUCAUAUAGGGACACCGGCUCGACCGGGUUUGGUUCUACCGUCAUUUAUAUUUGCUUUGUUUAAUGAAAACUUGAAAUCGGGUUUGGGGACAGAGCGUCACUUUGGGUUAUUAUACCCAAAUGGCUCAAAUAUUUACGAGAUCGACCUUUCUGGCAAAACUCUAGAGUCGGAGUUUAAGACAUUGCCACCGGCAGAGGAUUAUAAAGGGAAGGCGUGGUGUGUGGUGGCACAGGGAGCAAAUGAGACGGCGGUUGUGGAGGCAUUGUCAUACGCUUGCUCACAAGGUAACCAAACAUGUGAUUCGGUUCAACUCGGGAAACCGUGUUUUAAACCAGAUUCAGUGGUGGCUCAUGCUAGCUAUGCAUUUAGCUCCUAUUGGUCUCAGUUUAGACAUGUGGGUGGAACUUGUCAUUUCAACGGGCUUGCCACCCAAAUUGCAAAGGAUCCAAGUUAUGGAUCUUGCAAGUACCCAAGUGUGACCCUUUGAUGAAGCCACUGCCAAUCAGAUGGAAUCAGCAAAUUCAGUUUAUGUAUAUUAUUAUUGCUUCUCAUUUCGAGAAUAACAUUAAGAUGAUUAGAAACAAGAAUAAUAGUCUAUAAAGUUCAAUGGUUGAUUAGUUAAUCAUUGAAUGCUACUAUUUGAUA